CCGCACACAUUUGACACGUGACGCGCGCGUUCAACGCGGCGGAAGUGAACUGCGAGGUAAACAUUUAGCUGUAAUACAGUUGCUCUCUAAAAUAUGUCAAAUUCUUUUUUUCCGAAUAUUUUAUGAAAGUGCCUUUGAAAUACCACACUUUAGUCCGCUUUCUCUCUUCGACAAUAUUGUCACUGACGUGUUACAAACUGACCCACACAUCGGUAAAGUUGUUGGCUGCUGUUUAGCCAGCUGAGCUAGCUAGUAACGUUACAGUGCCACAAACAAAAGGGUUAGCUAGCUAGUUAUCAGUAUCUUUGGUAUUGCUGCUUCACUCAGUGACUUGGCCAACUUAGCAAACUUGGUAGCGUUAGGCUGUGUGGGUGAUUUUUGUUUUUUUAAUCUCCCUAGUAGAGCAAUGAAUUCCUGUUUACAAAACGAAGAAAACGCUCGUGCAGUGGAAAAUGCUAUCAGAACAGCGGUAAAUACUGUCAUGGAUGUUAUUUACAAUAUGAACAGUACCAAAAUACUGGAAUAUGAAAGGAAGGUGGCCGAGAGGGACAAAGAAAAUGAAACGCUUAAAUGUAAGCUUAAAAAAGCUGAAGAGGAAUUAACAGCAUUUCGAGUAGGCCUAUCUUUUGAAUUUUCUGCACUUUCACCAGGAAGAGAUUUUGGGAAACCGAUGUGCAAUGAGAACGAGGUGGGAAGCGAAACUGAUUGGCGAAUGGAUUUCCCCAGUCUCAAUGCAGGAACUCCUGGGCUUUCAGCAGAGAGAACCAGAGGCCAGUCCCCAUCAGCCACUCCAGUCACCAGCCCAGUGAUAAAAGAGGAGCCUGCUGACACUGGGUCCUUCUACAUCAAAUGGGAGAUGAGUGAGGAGAGCAUUGCGGAACAACAGGAGGGCUUAGGCCCGAUGCACGUCUUGGGGAAAGAGUCGGAUGGAACGUCUUCUGUUGCUGGUAGCCAGAGUCCAGGCGAUAGACGUUCAGAACUGUCUGAGGAGACAUCGACAGAGCGUGUGAAAAGGAGGCUGUCAAGCGCAGAGACACAGCGACAGUACAGAGAGAGAAUCCGUGCUGACCCUGAGAAGUUGCGGGCCUACAAGGAAAGGGCAAAAUGCAGGGAGGAUGAUGAUUAUGAUGAGGAUUGGAUCAGCAACUUUCAUGUCCCUUGGCAGCAGACGCCUGAAAGCCUCAGGCGAGCCAUUGCAGAGGGACGAAGAGUCGAGGCGGCAGAUAGGCGGCUGAUGGUGAGGAUCACCGUUGAUGCAAUGCGUGUACACUGCCUCAACCCCAACAAGAAAGUAUGUUCAGAAAUUGCCAAAGCUAUAGUUUCAGAAUAUCCAGAGAGCUUUGCAGACCUGUCAAAAGAAGGGGAACUGCUUAGCAGAAGGUACUCCUCCUUGCUCACCCAAAUAAAGACCAGAGUGGAGCAUGUGAACCGGAACACUGAAAAUAGAAUACGCAGACCCAAGACGAGCAAAAAAGGGGAAAACGGCAACAGACAAGUCAAAACAGCAAGAACAAAAGUGGACAGUUAUGGGUGCAUCAACUGGCACCCACAGGACCUUCCAGAAGGAGAAACUCCUGACUCCCUGGAAAAUAAGAGACAGAUUAUGGCCACCAUUUUCAACAGUGCAAGCCCCAGAGGUGUGGACAGGGGAGACGUGGAUGAAUUCAUGAGGCUUACGUACAUUAACCAACGCCACAUGAUAAAUGCAUGGCCAGCCCCAAGCAUUGGUGACGUCAAGGAACAAUGGCCUUUUCUUUUUACCAAGAGAUGGCUCUGCGCCCACUUCCACAUGCUCACUGGAGUUGAGAUCGACCGCUGUCUCAGUGAUGCUCUCCAGAGCAAAGGAAAGACCAUUGUCAAUUUCUUCCGAAGUCAGAAACCCAACUGGAGGAGAGGCAUCCACAGUCUCCUCAAUGACAUUGAAGGUGACGUCAGUGAAAACCUCACAGCCUGUGCUGCCCUUCUUCUGGUGCUGUCCCACUUCAGAGAGAAAGAGGACUCUCUCUUCCUCUUGGCUGAUGUGAAUGACACCCAGAUGGAUGUAGAGGCUCAGUUGCAUUUGCCGGCCACUCCAAGACUUAUCAUGCUUGGGAGUUCCCUGCUGGCUUCAUCUAAGUGGAUGGUGUCGAUCGAGGGGAGAGUGGUCUGUGUUUUGGAUAAUCAGUCCAACUUUGCUGCUGCCCUUUCUGUGCUCUUCGGAUGUUUCUACGUGUUCAAUACAGAGUACCAGGAGACAGCCUCAGCAACACUGGAGCUUAUUCAGAGGUUUCUAGUAGGGAUCAACCCAAAUGAAGGAACCAAAUGCUCUUCAUACCUUGAUUCAGAAGCCGGGGUGAGCCGCAGGACUGGAAGAGUUGUGCAAAGGAAGACCGAUGCAGUUGCCACCUUCCUCAAAGACCUGACUGAAUUUGAAUGGUGAACCAGUUUCAUAGGAGAUGCAAACACACAAACUAGGAUGCACAUACAUGAUGCAUAGCUUCAAAUGUUAUGUUGCUCUUGUUUAAUAUCAAUCAAUCAACACUACAGAUUGCAAUUGAGUUCUAUCAUGAUAUGCAUCUUGGAAUAAUUGUUAUAUGUUUCUGUUGGCUGGCCCUGUCUGUGAUGGGGAAACGUGAUUUUAUAACUUUUAUGUUAUAAUGAUGUUCUAAAUGAUUACCGGAAGUGUUUUUUUGUUGUUGACAGAUUUCUUUAAGACGUUUUGUUGACUUACUGUAAACAAAAUCAGUGUGAUUAAAUUCAGUUUUGUUCAGAACGAGUUCCCAUUUCACUACAGUGUUAAAGGGGCAGUGAAGUUAAACUUGAUUUUCCUGCUUUUUGUUAUAUUUCCACACAAUGAGGUUGAAAUAAAACUCAGAAAUUGUAAAAAUUAUGCCUGUUUUGUGUAAGAGCUGUUUGAAAAUUGCCUGGAAUUUAAGCCUGUUCAGGUAGGAUGGAACUUUUGGCCCACAUAAUUUGGCCCACAUCAUGAUCUGAAUAUAAUAGCCCAAUGAUCGUUCAUCUGGGUAAGGGAGUCGGUUCUAGACCAUCCUAUCAGCCAAUCGGGUCUGUGUAUGUAAAUACUGUAUCUUCAAAUGUGUUUCCUAACGCCCACACAAACAGACUGAGCAUUUUAAGGGCCAAAGGAGGCUCAGGGACAUAAAUGGUUAAACAUACAGUAUAUGUUGGUGUAAUUUUCAUUAAAUAAACACAGUAAUUUAUUAGACAUACAGUGGUGAUUUAAAAAUAGAAUUACAAAGACUGCAUGGGGGCUUAAGCUGUUAUCUUUUUCAAUAUUAUUUAUUUGUGAUAAAACAUCCUGUUUUGGAUUAAACUGCAUUUUGCCAUGGCCGAUCUAGCUUGAGGAUUGGAAUUUGUCUACUGACAGUGCAGUGUAUUUCUCUUACUGGUAGCUAAUCAAUUUCGCACCUUAAAGUACAGUAAAAUGUUAAACAAGUUUAAAUACAAUAAAUCAAAUCUCCAUUAAUCUCCCAUUCCUUCAACCUGUACUUGAUGUGUGCGCUCUGCUGCUGAGUAGGUUAUUUCAAAUGUUUUCCCCUUGAAUGGGAUUAAUAGGGAGUGGGGAGGCUAUGCUUAAGGCUAUCAUAUUAUCAAAACCCACCCAAUCUAGCUGAUUGUCAUAAGCCACACUCAGGGUCCCUGUUCAAGAGGUAAUAUUGAC
Messenger RNA from Oncorhynchus kisutch (coho salmon), 3658 nucleotides. RefSeq lists its product as uncharacterized. NCBI's taxonomy places the organism in Eukaryota, Metazoa, Chordata, Actinopteri, Salmoniformes, Salmonidae. The transcript is spliced from 7 exons. The coding region runs from base 407 to 2419 and encodes 670 amino acids. The record is from RefSeq and is a predicted model, not a curated record.